Molecule: messenger RNA, 1898 nt
Organism: Micropterus dolomieu (smallmouth bass)
Lineage: Eukaryota; Metazoa; Chordata; Actinopteri; Centrarchiformes; Centrarchidae
Exons: 8
Coding region: 1198-1839 (213 amino acids)
Source: RefSeq, a predicted model, not a curated record
AAACCUGGUUUAUUUGAAUUUGUUGUUUUUCUUUAAAAACUUAAUAAAGACCUUUUCAUCAGUCUUUAAGUGAAGUCUCAAACAUUUUUGCAGGCAACCGUAGACUGUAGACAAACAUUGCGCCAGCAUUGUGUGUGUUUGUGAUCUGCACAUUUCAUAUUGCAAUCUCAUCUGUAUGUAGGGCUGGACAAUAUGUGUUAUCACAAUAAAAAAUUUCAUAUCUUUUGAAAUCGAUAAUUAUCACCAUAUGUAUCAAAUCGUUAUUUCUUUCGAGUUUAAAGGCUGAUUUUUGCUCCUGAGUGAAAAAUGAUGGUUAAUUGUGGUUUUAACUCUUCUUUAUGGUCAGCACUUGAUGCCAAACAGUGGAUCUCUUCACAAGUCUGAGGAAGAACCCUCAAAACAAUAAUGAUAAAAUUUUUGUCAACAAAUGUAUGUACUGAUAACGACUUAUUUUCCAGUGAUAUCUGGUUGGUAGUGGUUUUAGAGAUUAAUAGGAGGUUGGUCAUAAAUUAUUCAAUCCAUGCUGUUCACCUGAGAAGUCUGUUCCACAUCGCUGUUACAGGCUUGUGUUCCCCCAGGAGGAUUACCAUAUUCACUGUAGCCUCACUGCAGCCAAACAAUGUUUACGAUUUUGUAUCCUCAUGUAAACUGAAGGUCCGUACGGUUAUUGCUCUUUGACAGUUUACAGUCAUAGAGAAUUGUGCGGUGAGUACAAAUGCUUGUUUGCAUGUUGUUCAAUUUAUUUUAAUAUCUAAUGUUUUAAAACAGUAGGCCUCUGUCUGUAAAAUUUGAUAUCGCACCAGAUAAAUGGAUUCUGUUUUGGAUUUGUUGCACACAGCUGUUUAACCAUUACUUAUAGGGAAUGCGUUUUUAAGGUAGACUAAACUACCUGGACCGUUGUAUCAUUAAAUUUGUUGGUAGUUCUUCAUGUGGGUCCAACAAGGUAUCAGGUUCAUGUCCUGACUGUUGCACUGCACUCCUUGGCAGUGAAUUAACCUCUUAUUUUUAAUUUAACGAUGUUAUGCAAGCUAGCCCUUCUUUUCACCAGAAUAUGAGUUGAUUGCCCUGUAUUUCAACUUCACUAAUUUCUAGUCAUCAUCUUAAUGACAAAGAUAAUACUGUAUUUAGAAGUAAGAAAAUAUUAAGAUGUUUUUCUGUUUUUCCAGAAGUCCUACAUGAAGGAAUUGAUUCACAAAAAUGGAGGCAAGACAGCUGAAAAGAGAUGUUGAGGCCCUUAUUGGUGAUUACAUUGGGCAGAAACUCAGAGAAAAUUCUUUUGAUCCAAAGGGCAAGGGGACCAACACAAUGCUCGACGACCUGGCUCACUAUGACCUUGCCAUUAGUGUUGCCCUUUGGUGGUUGGAUAAAGAAGAGGGACGGGAUGUGCUCGACAGGGACAUCAUCAGAGCAACAGGCAGCUCAGGAAGUUCCCUGUACCCUAAUCGCUUAGAACGAGAGGCUAUGAUCCUGUCAUCCUUUGCCGGGGUAAUUAUGAAUAGCCUGCCAGUGGAGGAAAUCCUGGCUCUGUACAGGUGUAAACCAGCUGCUUCAUACCCCAACCACCAAUCCAAGAGCACAAUCGUCUACCCCUUCACUCUGUCCUACCAUCCGUUUGCCAUGCUCGGCUCUUACAAGGCUGUGCACCACUCCAAGAAGCACAGUCUAAAGUUGAAAAGAUGGCUGUCUGAGAGGAUGAAGGCUAGUGCCCCUCCUGCAAAAGUUUCAGUGCAGUCAUCAUCAUCUUCCUCCUCGUCUCACUCCUUCCUCAGUGACAGCAAUGAUUCCCACGAGGAAAGAGCUGAGCACUAUGAGGGUUCACAAGAGUCUCUGCAGGACUGAAGUCACCCUCCAGCAGCACCUCUUGGUUUUGUCCACAUGAUGGACAUAUGUAUUUCUUC